Hyaena hyaena (striped hyena) is the source of this 2831-nucleotide messenger RNA. It is a transcript of the gene PPP2R3B, whose product is annotated as protein phosphatase 2 regulatory subunit B''beta. The coding region runs from base 56 to 2305 and encodes 749 amino acids. Gene Ontology annotation, molecular function: protein phosphatase regulator activity; calcium ion binding. NCBI's taxonomy places the organism in Eukaryota, Metazoa, Chordata, Mammalia, Carnivora, Hyaenidae. The record is from RefSeq and is a predicted model, not a curated record. The transcript has 14 exons. Gene Ontology annotation, cellular component: protein phosphatase type 2A complex. Gene Ontology annotation, biological process: protein dephosphorylation.
GCGAGGCCCCGGCCCGUUCCGCGCGUGCCGGCCUGCGGCGUCCGCGGCCGCCGUGAUGACGCCACGCGUCGCGGUGACGCACAACGUAGGCGACCUUCUUUGGGAGCGCGGCCGGCGCGCCCGUUUUGAAGCUGCUCUGAGCCGCGCCAGUCUUGCUGCCAUCCUGCCCGCCCGCGUCCGCCGGGCCCGGAGUCCGCGCGGCCCCCGAGGCGCCCGGACCCCCGCCGGGCCGGGCAGUGUUCCUCACCCGCGUCCGCCUCCCCGGACCCCGGGCUCCAGGCCUGCGAACCCCGCCUCCCCGGGCUUCAGGCCUGCGAACCCCGCCUACCCGGACCCCGGGCUUGCGAACCCCGCCUUCCCGGACCCUGGGCUUGCGAACCCCGCCUCCCCGGGCUUCAGGCCUGCGAACCCCGCGACCCCUGAUCCCGGGCUCCCAACCUGCGAACCCCAACUCCCUGGGCUUCAGGCCUGCGAACCCCGCCUACCCGGACCCCGGGCUUCAGGCCUGCGAACCCCACCUCUGUGGGCGUCAGGCAGGGGUGCGCACGGAGGAGGGGGCUCCGCGGGGAGCGGCGGCCGCGCCCCGGAGAUGCCGCCCGGCAAGGUGCUGCAGCCGGUCCUGAAGAUGAAGGUGGACGAGCUGUUCCUGUGCUGGCUCAGCGAGGCCGGCACGCAGGCGAUGCUGGAGGACUGUCUGCGAAGGGUCCGCGCGCCCGGGCGCCCUGACCUGGGCGCGGGCGCCGCGGCGCCGCCCGUCCCCGCCUGCAAGCCCGGCGCGCUCGACAGCCCGGGGGCGCCCAGCCCGGGCCCCGCGGCCGCCGCCCUCCCCCUGGGAGCCGCCGGCAGCCCCAGGAACGGGCCCCACGCCCGCGGGACUCGUAGAUCCGCAGGGACGCGAGUAGUUCAGACGAGGAAGGAAGAGCCCCGGCCGCCGGCCAGCAGCGAAAUCAUCCCCACGUUCUACUUCCCUCGCGGCCGCCCCCAGGACACAGUGAGCGUGGACGCCGUCAUCGCCAAGAUCGAGCGCGUUUUCGCCCAGUUCCCACACGAGAGGGCCACCAUGGAGGACAUGGGCCGAGUGGCCAAGGCCUGCGGCUGCCCGCUCUACUGGAAGGGGCCGCUCUUCUGCAGCGCGGGCGGGGAGCGCACGGGCGCCGUGUCCGUGCACAAGUUCGUCGCCAUGUGGAGAAAGACCCUCCAGAACUGUCACGACGACGCGGCCAAGUUCGUCCACCUGCUUAUGAGUCCCGGCUGCAACUACCUGGUGCAGGAGGACUUCGUCCCCUUCUUGCAGGACGUGGUGAACACGCACCCUGGCCUGGCCUUCCUGAAGGAGGCGUCCGAGUUCCACUCCCGCUACAUCACCACGGUCAUUCAGAGGAUCUUCUACAGCGUCAACAGGUCGUGGUCGGGGAGGAUCACGUGUGCAGAGCUGCGGAGAAGCUCCUUCCUGCAGAACGUGGCCCUCCUGGAAGAGGAGGCCGACAUCAACCAGCUGACGGAGUACUUCUCGUACGAGCACUUCUACGUCAUCUACUGCAAGUUCUGGGAGCUGGACACGGACCACGACCUCCUCAUCGACGCCCAGGACCUGGCCCGGCACAAUGACCACGCCAUCUCCACCAAGAUGAUCGAGAGGAUAUUCUCGGGGGCGGUGACCAGGGGCAGAAAGGUGCAGAAGGAAGGGAAAAUAAGCUACGCCGACUUCGUCUGGUUUCUGAUCUCCGAAGAAGACAAAAAAACCCCAACCAGCAUCGAGUACUGGUUCCGCUGCAUGGACCUGGAUGGGGACGGGGCGCUGUCCAUGUUCGAGCUGGACUACUUCUACGAGGAGCAGUGCCGCCGGCUGGACAGCAUGGCCAUCGAGGCCCUGCCCUUCGAGGACUGCCUGUGCCAGAUGCUGGACCUGGUGAAGCCGCGGAGCGAAGGCAAGAUCACGCUGCGCGACCUGAAGAAGUGCAAGCUGGCCAACGUGUUCUUCGACACCUUCUUCAACAUCGAGAAAUACCUCGACCACGAGCAGAAGGAGCAGGUGUCCCUGCUCAGGGAGAGCGAGAGCGAAGGCCCCGAGCUGUCCGACUGGGAGAAGUACGCCGCCGAGGAGUACGACAUCCUGGUGGCCGAGGAGGCCGCGGGGGAGCCGUGGGAGGACGGGUACGAAGCGGAGCUCAGCCCCGUGGACCAGAAGCUGGGCGCCCUCAGGUCUCCGCUGGCCCAGCGGCCCUUCUUCGAGGCACCCUCCGCCCUGGGCACCGUGGACCUGUACGAGUACGCGUGCGACGACGACGCCCUGGAGCCCUCGUGACCCGUGCCCGCGGGGCGUCCGCGCCAUCCGGCUGCAGGCACUGCAGCUUCUGUGUAAAAGCCGAAACUGUUUGAUCGUUGAGCUGUCUUUUAUAGGAAACGGAGUGGUUUGUAUGGGAUGAUGAAUUUUUAUUUAUUCAGUUUGGAAGCCAGUCACACUGUCUGGCCGGGAGGGGCCGGUGGGCCCCACUGCCGUCAAGUUCAGGCACGUGGACACUUACCCGGCGUGGCCGACGGCUCCGCCCCGGAGGACCUGCCCUGGGCUCUCAAGCUGUGGCAGACUUCUGGGCGGCCCUGUGUUGUUCUCGCGGAGUCGGUCAGGAACAUUCCAGAAGCCCCAGACCUUCCGUGUGCUUGGGCCACGACCCUCCACGCAGGGUGUGGGAGGGGGCGCCCCCUCCAGCGUACUUACGUUUUCAUGUAAAUGUACAAAAUGUGUAAAGUUAACUUUUAUUUGGUGUGUAUAGCGGUUUAAAAACGUUUUACGAGAUCACAUUUGUAUUUUCAAAUAAAGAAGUUACAGAUUU